This is a messenger RNA of Myotis lucifugus (little brown bat), 1139 nucleotides long. It is a transcript of the gene ASS1, whose product is annotated as argininosuccinate synthase 1. Bases 95 to 895 code for a protein of 266 amino acids. The record is from RefSeq and is a predicted model, not a curated record. Gene Ontology annotation, cellular component: cytoplasm. Gene Ontology annotation, biological process: L-arginine biosynthetic process; urea cycle. Gene Ontology annotation, molecular function: argininosuccinate synthase activity; ATP binding. The transcript is spliced from 10 exons. NCBI's taxonomy places the organism in Eukaryota, Metazoa, Chordata, Mammalia, Chiroptera, Vespertilionidae.
AGGCCGGCCCUGUGCUCGGGGGCCAGGGGAGCCAGCAGCAGGGCCCCCCAGGUCUGACCCCUUCCCCCAUGUCCAGGUCAUCGCCCCCUGGAGGAUGCCCGAGUUCUACAACCGCUUCCAGGGCCGCAGCGACCUGAUGGAGUACGCGAAGCAACAUGGCAUCCCCAUCCCGGUCACCCCCAAGAGCCCGUGGAGCAUGGACGAGAACCUCAUGCACAUCAGCUACGAGGCCGGAAUCCUGGAGAACCCCAAGAAUCAAGCCCCUCCAGGCCUCUACACAAAGACCCAGGACCCGGCCAAAGGGCCCAACACCCCUGACAUCCUUGAGAUUGAGUUCAAGAAAGGGGUCCCCGUGAAGGUGACCAACGUCAAGGACGGCACCACCCACCGCUCGUCCUUGGAGCUCUUCGUGUACCUGAACGAAAUCGCGGGCAAGCAUGGCGUGGGCCGCAUCGACAUCGUGGAGAACCGCUUCAUCGGGAUGAAGUCCCGAGGUAUCUACGAGACCCCAGCGGGGACGGUCCUUUACCACGCUCAUUUAGACAUCGAGGCCUUCACCAUGGACCGGGAAGUGCGCAAAAUCAAGCAAGGCCUGGGCUUGAAAUUCGCCGAGCUGGUGUACACCGGCUUCUGGCACAGCCCUGAGUGUGAAUUCGUCCGCCACUGCAUCGCCAAGUCCCAGGAGCGCGUGGAGGGGAAAGUCCAGGUGUCUGUCUUCAAGGGCCAGGUGUACAUCCUCGGCCGGGAGUCCCCGCUGUCCCUCUACAACGAAGAGCUGGUGAGCAUGAACGUGCAGGGCGAUUACGAGCCGAUCGAUGCCACCGGUUUUAUCAACAUCAACUCCCUGAGGCUGAAGGAAUAUCAUCGCCUCCAGAGCAAGGUCGCCGGCAAAUAGACCAGCUGACAAUGCGGCUGGGCCUCCUCGCUUUGCCCAUCUCCCAAGUACAGGCGCUAAUUGUCGUGAUAAUUUGUAGUUGUGACUUGUUCUCCCGGGCGGGGCUGGCAGCUUAGUGGGGGUGCCAGGCCCCAGCUUUGUUCCCUGGUCCCCUGUAGCCUACAAAAGUGGUCAGUGAGGGGAAGGGUGGGGGGUGGCUAUGGUGGGGAGCUAUAAGAUGACAAAUAAAAAACAAGAUACAUUA